Molecule: messenger RNA, 1918 nt
Organism: Drosophila elegans
Lineage: Eukaryota; Metazoa; Arthropoda; Insecta; Diptera; Drosophilidae
Product: alkylated DNA repair protein alkB homolog 8
Exons: 1
Coding region: 11-1855 (614 amino acids)
Biological process (GO): tRNA wobble uridine modification
Cellular component (GO): cytoplasm; nucleus
Molecular function (GO): S-adenosylmethionine-dependent methyltransferase activity; tRNA binding
Source: RefSeq, a predicted model, not a curated record
UGGCCGCAACAUGCACGUUGAGGAGAAACCGCAAAAGGUAAACAAGGCUAAAAAGGCGGAUAAAAAGCAGCGUAGAUGUCUGGCAAUUAUUAAAAGUGACUGCGAUGUAACCCCGAGUGACGAGCCUACCCCAUAUUUGGCGAUCCUCAACGUGGGACUCAGCAAUGGACUCACGGAGGAGAACUUACUCCAAGCGGCGGCCAAGUCCAGCGGAAAGGUAACCGAGGUGAUCAUGUUGCCUGGAAAAUCGUAUUGUUUUGUGGUCUGUGCCACCCUGGAGGACUCCCAGCUCAUAUAUCUGGGCAUGCACAACGUCUCCACCAUAGGACAACAGGGAGCAGUGGCCUACCUAAGUUACAUAAAGGAGUUACCGGCUCUUGCGGGGAAAAGUCCAUGGAAUAGACCUCUUCCCAGUGGCCUAGUGGUAAUUCCGGAUUUUGUCAGCGAGGAGGAGGAAUCAACGCUGCUGGCGGCCAUCGCUGCAGAUGGGAAAACCUCCGCGGGCUCCGGGACUCUCAAGCAUCGAAAUGUCAAGCACUUUGGCUACGAGUUUCUCUAUGGAAGCAACAAUGUAGAUCCCUCAAAGCCCCUGGAUCAAUCAAUACCAUCAGCCUGUGAUGUUCUAUGGCCACGACUGGAAAGCUCUUCAUCCACUUGGGACUGGAGCACUCCGGACCAGCUGACGGUGAAUGAGUACGAGCCUGGUCAUGGAAUACCUCCGCAUGUGGACACACAUAGUGCGUUUUUGGACCCAAUUCUCUCGCUGUCCCUACAAUCCGAUGUGGUAAUGGAUUUCCGGCGAGGAGAGGAGCAGGUUCAGGUCAGAUUGCCGCGACGCUCAUUGCUAAUCAUGUCCGGCGAGGCUCGCUACGAUUGGACGCACGGCAUCAGGCCGAAGCACAUCGAUGUGGUGCCCAGUGCAUCAGGAGGUUUGACCACCAAAGUCCGUGGCAAGCGGACAUCCUUGACAUUUAGACGCCUGCGAAGAGGACCCUGCGACUGUUCGUAUCCCAUGCUUUGCGACACUCGUCAAAGCAAGGCACCACAGGAAUUGUCAGCCUCCCUGGCUACGCAAGCCGUUAGCCUGGAGCAACAGAAUGUCCACGAGGUGUACGAUAAGAUUGCCGAUCACUUUAGCGAAACGAGACACACACCUUGGCCACAAGUGGCCGGAUUUCUAGAAUCAUUCGAUCCACAGUCCGUAGUGCUGGACAUUGGCUGUGGCAAUGGGAAGUAUCUGGGCUGCAACCCGGAACUCCUGGCCAUCGGCUGUGAUCGCGCACAAGGACUACUUGCUGUGGGCCGUCGAAAGGGACAGAAUGUGUUUCGAUGCGACUGCCUCAGUGUGCCUGUGCGCUCGUCCAGCAUCGAUGGCUGCAUCAGCAUAGCAGUUGUACAUCACCUGGCAACUGGGGAGCGUAGACUGGCCGCUAUCAAGGAGAUGGCACGUGUUCUUCGACCAGGAGGUCGUGCUCUGGUUUAUGUUUGGGCCAAGGAUCAGCGAAAGAAUGAUAAAAAGUCCGCUUAUCUCCGGCAAAACAAGGCAGUAAAUAAGGAACGCACCACCGAGCAGCAGCAACGCCAGAAGCAACACCAGGAACUGGAACAACUGCCCAACAAUACCCCACUGCCCGUGCACACCAAUCGCACUGAGUUUCAGCAACAGGACGUGCUGGUGCCCUGGAAGACCAAGGACGAACAGAGGACCACAUACCUGCGCUAUUACCACGUCUUCGAAGAGCAGGAGCUGGAGAAUCUGGUGGCUCAGCUCCCAGAGGUACAGCUUACUAAGAGCUACUACGACCAAGGAAACCACUGUGUGAUAUUCGAAAAGAUUUUGAAAAACACGUCAUGAAAAGAAGACUUUACAUUUAUGUAAUUCGUUUAUUUGAUUUCAAAAAUACACAUUCACACAGUU